Exophiala xenobiotica is the source of this 1454-nucleotide messenger RNA. RefSeq lists its product as uncharacterized. Gene Ontology annotation, cellular component: RNA polymerase II transcription regulator complex. Gene Ontology annotation, molecular function: DNA-binding transcription activator activity, RNA polymerase II-specific; transcription cis-regulatory region binding. The coding region runs from base 301 to 1026 and encodes 241 amino acids. Lineage: Eukaryota; Fungi; Ascomycota; Eurotiomycetes; Chaetothyriales; Herpotrichiellaceae. The transcript is spliced from 3 exons. The record is from RefSeq and is a predicted model, not a curated record.
AUGGCCGGUGCCUGUAGCCUUUGCAACCUUUACAGCGACGGCUGUAACGAUGGCAGAACAAUAAUCCUCGUCUGGGACCCUAGCGUUGCUCGGUCCAGAGUAACCGCAAUGAGAAAUUCACAAGGACAAAUUAUAUCUUUACCUCCUCUACCUAGUCGACCCUUUCGCCGGAUCUGACUCUGAUGAAAUACCUUGCACCUCUCACCUGUCUACUCUGCCCUUCUCUGCGCUUAUUCGACUCUUAGACCCUCAACUGGAGUUGAAAUCAAGAUAAAGUAUCUCGGAUCGCCACUUUCUUGAAUGACAUCGCUGUUGAGGAACGACAUCAACAUGGACUUCAGUUUUGUAAGCUCUCCUUCACAGUCACCGAGUCAAUCCAUCUUCACGGCUGGGCAAUACUUCGAAAGCACUUCUGAAGGCUCGAGUCCCAACUCGCCUCAUCAAAUGAGUCAAAUGUUCAACACCGCUCCCAUGCAGUACGACAUGUUUCGAUAUGGGACAACACCGUCGAAUUACUACCCAUCAACACAGACUCAAAUUCAAAUGGACUACAACAACACAGCCGCUCUUGACCAAACCGACCGACGACGGCGGCGAACGGGAAGCACAUCAACGCUGGCCAAGGACAAGGAGACCAUUCCCAACAUGCACAUGAGGAGGCGUGCUCAAAAUCGAGCCUCUCAACGAGCGUUUAGAGAGCGGAAAGAAAAGCACGUCAAGGGGCUUGAAGUCCAGCUCGAAGACUUGCACGAGAAGCACCAAGAUCUCCUGCAAUCAUACACUCGCCAGGCCGACGAAGUGACCCGACUAAACAACCGCAUUGCAGAAUUAAAUACGGAGCUCAACACCCUAAGAUCCUGUCAAGAUCAACCUUUUAGCGAGAUGUUGAUGCCCGACAAAUUUGACAAAUUUGACGCAUUUUCAGCAACAGACCUCGUUUACAACGGUCCCGAUUGCUACUUCGAUAAGAAUGCCGUCGAUCUCAAUUCCGAGUUUGCUCUACAUUCGUUUGAGGAUUCACUGUAAUGUGUGCAUUCGCUCGAGUUAGGGUAUGCCUUGGGUCUGGUUCGGCGUUUUUAGAGGCAGCGAGAUACCCUACCUUCACAGGGCCUGAUUUGUUUUAUGAUUUGCGCUUCAGCGAAGAUGAGAUGCGCGGCAUCGAAGGGUGGGUUUUGUCCUUUCAAGUUGCGACGUUUUAUGACUGUGUGAUGAGCCCAGCUGUGGCAGGAAAUGAGAGGGCAGAGCAGAGCACUAUGUCUAAGGGCCUCCAUGAAGACCCUGUUCUCGGCUUGUUGACCGAGGACCAGCUAUGGGGAAAGUUAUCGACAGCCAGGUGUUUUCCGGUACAUGUGCAGACUCGAUUAGGUCCCGGCCGGUCGAAAAUAUGAGUAAUAAUGAAAUUGUACCACAACGCGAUCGUACAACCACUUGACGCCGUAUUGGAAAGACUGUCC